AUGUUGACAAUAGCUUUAGCAGUGACUCUUUGCGGCUGUAUCUUGCUGAGUGUGAGUGCUCAGGGACUAAGUGUCAACGGACAGUGGCAGCAGUGGAAGAGGGAGCAGAAGAAACUGUUUGAUACAGAGGAAGAGGAGAGCAGGAGAUUUGGGAUAUGGAAGAGCAAUUUGGCUGCCAUCGAAGAGCACAAUGGACAGAAUCACAGCUUUACCCUUGAAAUGAACCAUUUCGGAGAUCUGACCCAAGAGGAGUUUCACAGGAUCUACUUGCCACCCAUUGAUUCUGAAGAGUUGGAGGAGAUGUGGCGCAAGGGAGAGACACACGUGGACAGCAACGUGGAUCUCCCGUCCAGCCUCGACUGGAGGGAGAAAGGAUGGGUCACUCAGGUCAAGAACCAGGGUUCAUGCGGGUCAUGUUGGGCGUUUGCCGCCACUGGUGCUCUGGAGGCCCAGUACAAAAGGACCACUGGUCAGCUGGUGUACAUGAGCGAGCAGCAGCUCAUCGACUGCUCGUGGGCCUACGGGAACAGAGGCUGCAACGGAGGGCACGCCAACUAUGCCUUCCAGUACAUCUCAGAGAGUGGCGGAGUCUGCUCACAGAGUAGCUAUCCCUACCUCGGCUAUGUGUGGCACUGUACGGAGAAGUAUUGUUCUACGAUGACUACAGACAGUGGCUACAUCAAUGUACAGUCGGGCUCCGAGACUAGCUUGCAGAAUGCCGUCUACUCCAUUGGCCCCAUCAGUGCAGCGGUGGAUGCGUCCAGCUACACCUACCAGUUCUACUCCAGUGGAGUGUUCUACGACGACAGCUGCAGCACCAAUAAACUGAACCACGCCAUGCUCGUGGUCGGAUAUUCCUCCUACAAUGGGGUCCCAUACUGGAUCGUCAAGAACAGUUGGGGGAGAUCCUGGGGAGAGAGUGGCUACAUGAGGAUACUGCGCAAUGACAACAACAUGUGUGGCAUAGCAACUGCAGCCAGCUACCCUAGAAUGAGCUACAUGUAG
Geodia barretti is the source of this 1005-nucleotide messenger RNA. NCBI's taxonomy places the organism in Eukaryota, Metazoa, Porifera, Demospongiae, Tetractinellida, Geodiidae. The record is from the annotation of a GenBank genome assembly.